AUGACGGGCAUCGCUGGAUUAAAGGGGAACACUGGACCCAGAGGAGAGAAAGGGGACAUAGGAGCCACUGGAAUGCCGGGAAUGAAAGGGGAGCCUGGUGAAUCAAUUUCAGGACCUACUGUUGAAGUUUCUCCUCAAAUUCGGACAGUGAACGAGACUGAAUCAACGGUUUUCCAGUGCUCAGUCAGUGGUAAUCCCAGGCCAAAAAUGAAGUGGAACAGGCUGUUAAAGGGUUCGGAACUUGAGCAAUCGACGGUUUCGGAAGGAAGACUACAAUUGAGGAAUAUUAGAGCAGGUGAUGCCGGCAUGUAUCAAUGUUCAGCGGCGAACAUCUUAGGACAGGUUCAGAAAACAGUGCGACUGGUCGUGAAUGGUAUGUUUUUCUUGAAUGUCUGUCACACAUCUUCAAGGCUUCAUAAAAAAAAUUGUUCCUCCUUCGUUAUGAGCUUGCUUAAGGAUGUACUGAAAUAUACAACAAAUGAUAAGUAAGGGUUUAAACCACCCACUGUGCACAGAAAAAAAGCUUCGCCGAGCUGCACUUGUCGGAUCUAAUGCUACAGGUUUAGCACUCGGAAAGUGUCAUGAAUGUCUGAAACAUCCAACACGUUAUUAAUCUGGGUCACUCAAAUGAUUAAUGAACCGUCUGUGGGUAGGAAAUAACUUAUGUUCGCACAUGAUCAAUUUACACUGUGCUUUUUUCUUCUUAGUUCGUCCACGUGUUUCCCUCAAUCCUGGACCAAUGUAUGCCAUUGAAGGAAGUAAUAUAACCCUUCCAAUCUGUCGGGAGACAGGUCAUCCACGGCCAGAUAUCAAAUGGCUUAGACCGUUUGGUCAGUUACCACAAGGAAGAGUUCAGUUUGAAAACAACAACAGCACGCUUACAAUAUUUGACGUUCGUCGCACUGAUUCUGACAACUAUGUGUGUGUGGCAUCAAACCUUCUCGGUAGAGCUGUGAAAAAAACUCUGCUGCUCGUGUUCUCUCCUCCAAAAUUUAUAUCUAAACCACCCGAGAAAAUAAAAGCAAUUUCCGGGUUUAGUUUGAAGCUGAACUGCAGCGUAACUCCCGACGGGCACCCAGUGAUUAGCUGGAAAAGACAAGGCGCUCAGCUUCCCGCAGGGAGAAGUUUUAUUUCUAAGGAAGGACUAGUGAUCACAGAUUUACGGCUUCAAGAUGCUGGAAACUAUACUUGUAUUGCUACAAUAGCAGGAAAAUUUUCCAUUGAGACCUCUACUAUUCUGGAAAUAAAAGAUGGUAAAAAGAUGGCCGCACCUUUUGACCCACUACAGAAUGAACUAUUAAAUCAGUAUCAUCGAAAAGUAAUGAUCAUAUACAACUAACCAUAGACUUAGGAAAGGCACGUUAAUAACUGAUGUACCAAGCUAAAGCUAUAUCGUCAGUGUUCUGUGGUUUUGUUUGCAAACAAGUGAAAUGUUUAGUAAAAGCUUUCGCUGUCCUCAAACUGAUCACUGAUGGGUCAAACAUUAGUGCGUAAGUCUCUACAUUGUUUUAAAAUAAUUUUUCCUUGCCUUUAUAGAAAGGUGUGCUGGAGUCAUAAAGACUGUCGGCACGCCUGUCCUUCAUUACAGACGAUCGACCGCACAAGGAGCUUGGAUGAGAGACCCAUUAGGAGUUAUGGGUAAGAACAGUAUAUUCGUAAUGGAGUCAUUUCAUCAAAGAAAAGUGGUUGAAGAAUAUGAAGACAUGGCCAAGUUAAAGGCAGGCGUGACUCGUAAGACGUACCAACUGCCUUAUAACUGGCACGGGACGGGAGCAGUGGUAUACGGGUCAUGCCUCUACUACAACAGGUCAGGUAACAUUUUGGUUUUCGUCAACAAACUCACAUGCGCGAGAAUUUGCAAAGAUUACAAAUAGACGGAUUAUAGCAACACAUUUUCGCAAAGUAUUUUUUGAUAUUUUACCCGAAAAUUCAUAACUCUUUGAAUUUCAUAAUUCCAGAGGAACAGUUUUUAGUUGCAAAUUUACAGUUAGAUCGUACUGAGUAAUUAAAAGAAGGUUUAGAACUUGAUUGAAACUUAAAGGAAAAAGGCGAUAAAAAUGUAUUUUAUUUUCAUAAAUUAUUCAGGAGUCUCAGAUUUUUUGUGCUAUGUUCCUUUGACCCCUAAGAGUGACCAGCAUUUAUUUUCCCCUAACAAUAUCACCCCUGAAUCAAACAUCACGGUCACGAGAAUAAAGGAAAUGAUCACCAUCUAAAAAAAUUGCUGUUGAUUAUUACAUAAAUUCUCUUUGUUAGCGCCUCUGGAAAUGUAUAAAGAACAGUAUGGAGAAUAUGCAUACUGAUGGUAGGGUUUUAAGGGUUUUAAGGGUUUUAAGGGUUAAUAGGCACUUAUUAAGCAAGAGAGGUAUAGCCAUUCAACUACUUACUUAAAGAGCUGAGAAAUAAGAACUGAUCGAGUUUUUCUUUCUUUCUCCGUUUGAAAUCUCUUCCUCUUGUCGAUACAGAGAAAGAACGUCCCACAUUGACAGGUAUAAUCUGCAGACAGAGCGUCUUGAGGGUAUAAUAGGAUUGAGUGAUUUCUCAACUUCGCCUUACCAGUGGGGUGGAUACAACGCAGUGGACCUAGCAGUUGAUGAGCAUGGAUUGUGGGUAUUGUGGGGAAGUUCUAGUAACAGCAACCGUCUGAACGCAGCAGAAAUCGACGUAGAUAGCAACCGCAUAACGCGAAUGUGGACCUUGAACUCAGGUAAAAUAGAUAUUGUAAAAUCAUUAGAAGCCUUCAAAAGGUCGCGACCAAAACUAUUUGAUAUAAUGUUCUUGAUAACCUUUAUUACAAUUAUGACAUAAUCACCUUCUGAAGACAGAAAUAAAUUAUAUCCAAAGAUCAGCGGGCUUAUCAUCUCAUUCAAUCAAUAACCAAUGAAGAAUUAGUCUAUAAUUGAUCUUAGAGAGGCCUAUAUGUAAAUCACCCUUAUUACCAAGACAACCAUUCGCCGCACAACAAACAUUAGUAUUGUUACUGAAGCCGUCACCCAAAGCUUGAUUGUCGUAAGCCUACUAAAUUAAUAGAUAUAUAACUAUCGUGUAUACCCAGGUGGAAAAUCAAGACUCCAAGAAACUCGACAUCCGCAAGAACAAAGAUCUAGUGGAGAAGUUCCACUCAUAUGUUUCUUAGUGAAAUACCAGUGUGGUAUUUCACUCAGAAUUAUACUCUGAAAAUGAUUUUCUUAUUUGGGUACAUGAAAGAGGCGUCACUGACUUUCUAACUAUUCAUUUAUCUAAUGCUGGUCUUGCUCGUUUUUUACAGAACCAAAGUACUCCAUGGGCAAUGCUUUUGUAGCCUGUGGAGUAAUCUACUGUAUUGACGAAUAUAACAAUAAUCCCACCACUAUCAACUUUGCUUAUGACACCAAGACAGGAAAAAAGUGGAACCCAAACAUACAGUUUAUAAACCAGUAUGGCUACAACUCCAUGGUGGACUAUAACCCCAGAGAGAAAGUGCUGUACGCUUGGGACCGUGGGCGGCUCGUUACUUACUCCCUCACUUUUCAAUAA
Pocillopora meandrina is the source of this 3513-nucleotide messenger RNA. Lineage: Eukaryota; Metazoa; Cnidaria; Anthozoa; Scleractinia; Pocilloporidae. The record is from the annotation of a GenBank genome assembly.